CAAGAAAAUGGGGAACUCAAUUUUCGUUUUUCUAAAGUCCGAACAAAACUUGCUCCAAUUGGUGAUUGUGAUGGUCUCAUUUGCUUCUUUCGAUAUUCGGGGCUAGAAUUCAUCUCUGCUAAAUAACUCUCACCUCAAAUCUACCCAGUUGUUCUUGCCCAUCACUCCCCAGCAACAAAUCCCAACCAAGGAAGAGUUUUUCCCAGUGGGUUUUCGUUUUGGGUGCUUUGCCGUUGCUCAAUCCAUGGCCUCUUCAAUGCUCAACGGAGCUGACAACCUCACUCGGUUCAGAGGCUUAACCCCAACUGGGUUAGGUUUCUUGGGGUCAGAUUUUCAUGGAAAACGCAUUUCCAAAAUGGGUUUGGUCUCCAGUGCGAGGAUAUCCAGGUCUGGGACAAUCGUACUCCCCAAGUGCAGCUUGUCAGCUCCAAGGCCAGCGUCACAGCCGAGAUUCAUUCAACACAAGAAGGAGGCUUUUUGGUUCUACAGGUUCCUCUCUAUCGUGUAUGACCAUGUGAUAAACCCUGGUCACUGGACUGAGGAUAUGAGGGAUGACGCGCUUGAGCCUGCCGAUCUCAGCGACAGGAACAUGAUAGUUGUAGAUGUUGGUGGUGGCACUGGUUUCACUACUCUGGGUAUAGUUAAGCAUGUUGAUGCCAAGAAUGUUACAAUUCUUGAUCAAUCCCCGCAUCAACUUGCCAAGGCUAAGCAAAAGGAGCCUUUGAAGGAUUGCAAGAUAAUUGAAGGUGAUGCCGAGGAUCUUCCAUUUCGUACUGAUUAUGCAGAUAGAUAUGUAUCUGCUGGAAGCAUUGAGUACUGGCCAGAUCCACAACGAGGCAUCAAAGAGGCAUACAGGGUAUUGAAACUUGGAGGAAAAGCCUGCUUAAUUGGUCCUGUGUACCCAACAUUUUGGCUGUCUCGCUUCUUCGCAGAUGUUUGGAUGCUCUUCCCAAAGGAGGAAGAAUACAUUGAGUGGUUCCAAAAGGCUGGAUUUAAGGAUGUGCAACUAAAAAGGAUUGGCCCAAAAUGGUACCGUGGUGUUCGUCGCCAUGGUUUAAUCAUGGGGUGCUCUGUGACAGGUGUUAAACCUGCAUCUGGGGAUUCUCCCUUGCAGCUUGGUCCAAAGGCAGAGGACGUAACCAAGCCAGUAAAUCGAUUCACAUUUCUUAUGCGUUUCAUAUUAGGUGCCAUGGCAGCAACCUACUUUGUACUGGUUCCUAUCUACAUGUGGAUCAAAGAUCUAAUUGUACCCAAAGGCCAACCUAUCUAAGACAACAAUGCAGUUUCUAUCCUUUGAUUACUUUGUACAUUUCUUGGUUAUUGUCAGACAAGUUUUAACUUAAUGUGCAAUUAUGCAUUCCAAACAACACAAGCUUCUCAGCUCUGGUUUGAACUGGCAACUGCCAUGCCAGUUUCAUUUUUGUCCGCCAUAUGAAUUUGUCACAAGUAUAUCACCAGUAAUCUAAGCCUCUGAAAUUGUUGCCU
This is a messenger RNA of Rubroshorea leprosula, 1485 nucleotides long. Lineage: Eukaryota; Viridiplantae; Streptophyta; Magnoliopsida; Malvales; Dipterocarpaceae. The record is from the annotation of a GenBank genome assembly.